Molecule: messenger RNA, 1796 nt
Organism: Anneissia japonica
Lineage: Eukaryota; Metazoa; Echinodermata; Crinoidea; Comatulida; Comatulidae
Exons: 2
Coding region: 123-755 (210 amino acids)
Biological process (GO): regulation of mitochondrial membrane potential; regulation of cell population proliferation; negative regulation of insulin receptor signaling pathway
Source: RefSeq, a predicted model, not a curated record
AAAGUAUCUUAACAUAAAUCGAGAAGUGUAGUCUAUACUUCACCUGAUGAUAGUGCUACAUACAUCGCAUAACAACAUAGAAAGGUAGGAUAAAAAUCUAAACGUUUCGGAUAAAAUAUAAAAUGACACACGGUUCCCAGUUAAAACCAGCGAAAAACAUGAUCGAAACUCUACGCAGCUCACCUCAGAUAAUUAGACGCAAGCUAUUUCCUGAAGUCGCAAACCCCAUUCAGAGUGGUUCAAGAGCCGUGUUCGAUUUAUUCUACUUGGGUCGUGAAGAAAUCACAACAUUACAACUAUCCCAUGCAAUCAAUGCAGUACGAGGAACAACAAUGGAACGGAAGAAAAGGAGAAGUUUAAAAUCGAAAAAGUGCAAAUUACGAAUUAACGAUUCGAUGAUUGCUAUUAGCACUGGUCCGGGCAACUGUGAAAAUGAAAUAAUAGAACUACAUAAGAUUGCGUAUUGUGCGUUGGACCAACGCUUUCCCUCCGUAGUUUUAAUAAUCGCACGCCAAUCAACGACAGAUAAAUUAUUUGUGCACAUGCUACUAUGUGGAAAAACCGAAGAGGCAGCGAAUGUUGUAAGGACAAUGGAAUUAACAUUCCAAGCCGCGUGGGAGAAACAUGUUCAAUUGGAAACUAACGACAAUGAAAACAAUAAAACGAACACGAAUGAAACAAUGACAAGGAGAAAACAUCUUAUUACUCUGGCUGCCAUCGGUAAUAACUCAGUGCUCAAGUCUUCUGUUGUAUGACGCGCGCAGUUCAGAACUGACCAAUCGAAUUAUCAAUUAAUGGAUGAUGUCAUAAGGUGCAGCUAAAUGAUUUGCUAAUCAUUUAAACAUUACGUAGAUGGUACGAACGUGAUCAGAUGGUGAGGGAGGCAAUAACACACAGAAAUUCGUAUUCCAUCUUACUUGUGUUUAACACUCUUGGCAAACGUUCCUGGCAUAUUAUAUAUACAUAGGCCCUAAUGGUCAAACAAUAAUUGAACAGCCUACUGUACACACAAAAUGAACAAUAAGUUGCGUGCCUCCGGUUUCCAUCGUGUAGGCCUGUAAAUAUAUAUUAGGUCUAGGUCAAAAAGCUAAUAGCAUAAUUAAUCGAAGCAUAACAGCAUGUUGUUUUAAUACAUGCCGAAACGAUCGAUACGAUUCAAGUGCUUGUGCUCUUGAUGAGUAAAUUAUGUAAAACCUUGAAACUUUUUUUUUCUCUGUUCAGAUAUAAAAUGUCGGCAAUCGCAGUGAUAGGCCAUUGUCCGAGCGCGAUUGUUACUGGUGGGUAUCGAACCACGGUGACUUUGGGUGCAUGCUUCCGGCCACCUUAUAUAGUAGGCCUAUAAAUGUAAUUUUUGUGCGGUAUUUUAUUGACAUGCUAAUAUAAUAGGGGCAUGAUGAAAUGUUGUCCACAUUGCAGCUUUUAUUACCAAAAUGAUUCCGAAACUGUAAACACUCAUUCCAUGAUUAUGAAUGGGCACACCCCCUCUUUAUAAGCCCCUAGUUUUAGGUGCUGUUUCAUACCUACUUGUAGGCCUACAGUAUACUGUUGCAGUUUAGGAGAUUCGCAUGUUUAUAAUUAGUGUAUAUUUGUAAAUAUUUAAAUUAUAAGCCAACUAAUGAUAACCUGCAUUGAUAUUUAUUUUUAAUUUUUUUUUUUACAAAUUUAUGUCUCGAACAGGGAUGUUAUGCAAAAGGUAAUUGAAAAAAAAUAUGAAAUGAAUUACCGUAUUAUGUGCUAAAAUAUCAGUAUUAUUCGACUCUGUAUUGAAAGUUUGAAUAAAGUUGUCUGUAAUCGUU